Messenger RNA from Botrytis fragariae, 285 nucleotides. RefSeq lists its product as uncharacterized. The record is from RefSeq and is a predicted model, not a curated record. The coding region runs from base 1 to 285 and encodes 94 amino acids. NCBI's taxonomy places the organism in Eukaryota, Fungi, Ascomycota, Leotiomycetes, Helotiales, Sclerotiniaceae. The transcript has 2 exons.
AUGUCUCCACAAGAUACAAUCGCCAUCUGUUUCGGCAUCAUCACUUUUUUUAUGAGUUUCGUCGGACUUGUUAUCUCUUACCUCAGUUUGAGAAUUUGUAUGAGACAUCCUCAUCAGUCUGAUAUCUCGCUUCAUGCACCCAAUAAAUUCCACAGGCAUGAACAUAUAGUCAUCCAUCCAUCUUCGUUUUCAUCUUCCGCAAGUGGGAUGACUAAUGGGUAUGAGGGGUUUGGGGGUGUAGGUCUAAGUUCAGGUUUGAGUUUAGUGAAGAGGAAUCCGGUGUAA